AUGCGAUCAAAACGAGCUCUUUGCUUUACCAUAAUCCUGGGAGUCUUUUACCAAAUUUUCCUGAACAACUUUCUCUUCGUUUUUCUAAACAUUGGGGGCGUACUUCAACCUCUAGAGGAUUUCGGCUAUGACUGCCAGCGCAUUUACCACCCACUACUCGAGUCCUGCGAGGACCUUUGGCUAGACCAAGCUAGUCGCAUUCUAUUUGCAGCUUGCGGAGAUAUGAAUAGUCGACAAAAUUGGGUUCCAGCUGCAAAUAGCUUCAAUACAUCUGGGAGACAAAGAAAAGACCAUUUCUCAGUUCUUCACAUUGACAAGCUGGAAGAAGAUGGUCUUUAUGGGUUGCACAAACUCAAUAUCACCGGCCCCUAUCGAGGGGCAAACAGUGAAAAUGAUCAGGUGCUAGAUUUACAUGGAUUUGCUGCACGCGAAAUCAGUGAGAGUCGUUUACAGUUCUUGGUUAUCAACCACCGUCCUCCAGUGGAUGAUAUUUCUGCAAGAGUUUUGCCUGACGCAACCGCAAUCGGUGCAAAUUCCACAAUUGAAAUUUUUGAGCUUGACCGACGGUCCUCAAAUCUCGAGUUUAUCAGGACCAUUCACGACAAAAGCAUUAUUGCGCCAAAUAAUAUGGCCGUAUCAAAGCAAGGACGAUUAAUUUUCACGAAUGAUCACAGCUCUAAAGGUUGGUCUGAUGAGUCUUUGGCUGGUCGGGUAGGUCUGCUUCAACACGUAUCAUUUAGACGGCUUCACAAGGCUAAUCUAGAUCCACUCCUCCAGUUCCGCAGGCUUGAGUCUAUGUGGGGUACAGGGAAUGUUGUAUCUUGCGGAAUAGAGACUGGGGAGUGCCAUAUAGCAGCGUCUCGAGGAUUCUCCUUCCCAAAUGGGGUUGUACAAGGACAUGAUGGACUACUUUACGUUUCUCAUUUCAUCACCGGCAAGAUUACAGUUCAUGAGCUCCGUUCCAAUGACUCCCUGAUUCAAGUUGACGAGAUCAAGCUUGGCAUGCCCCUGGAUAAUUUAUCUAUCGAUGAACAAGGCACCAUAUUUGUUCCAGGAUUUCCUGAUAUAAGUGCAGUGUUCAAGUCACUGACUCAUCCUGGAACGAGAGGGAUUCCUUCGACAAUUUUUACCAUUACGAAAGUUACAGCCUGCAAUAAGCCAAAAUACCAGGUGAAUAAGAUACUAGAAGAUAGGGAGGGUAGAAUUCUCCCAUCAACAACGACCGUGAUACAUGAUAUUUACACAGGUCGACUGUUUCUGAGUGGCGUUGCUUCCCCUUUCAUCACCGUUUGUCAGAAGCGAUAA
Messenger RNA from Penicillium cinerascens, 1305 nucleotides. RefSeq lists its product as uncharacterized. NCBI's taxonomy places the organism in Eukaryota, Fungi, Ascomycota, Eurotiomycetes, Eurotiales, Aspergillaceae. The record is from RefSeq and is a predicted model, not a curated record. The coding region runs from base 1 to 1305 and encodes 434 amino acids. The transcript has 3 exons.